Malassezia restricta is the source of this 1779-nucleotide messenger RNA. Its product is annotated as xylulokinase. The transcript has a single exon. Gene Ontology annotation, biological process: xylulose metabolic process. NCBI's taxonomy places the organism in Eukaryota, Fungi, Basidiomycota, Malasseziomycetes, Malasseziales, Malasseziaceae. Gene Ontology annotation, molecular function: D-xylulokinase activity. The record is from RefSeq and is a predicted model, not a curated record. Gene Ontology annotation, cellular component: cytosol. Bases 1 to 1779 code for a protein of 592 amino acids.
AUGCUUAGAUCAUCUUCUGGCGGGCGGUGCCUGGGCCCAGGGCGCCAAGCCAGCGACACCUCCACGAUGUCGUCGGCCUACUUUGUGGGACUCGACUUGUCGACGCAGGCGCUCAAAGCGUCGCUGCUGGAUGCGUCGCUCCGUGGUGUAGAUGAGGUGAGUGUGCGCUUUGACGUCGACGUGCCUGAGUUUGGCACGAGUGGCGGCGUGCUGCGUCAUGGCCACGCGCUGCUCGAUGAGCCAGAGGCGGUCGCGGCGCCGGUCGACAUGUACGUCGCGGCUAUGGACGUGCUAUGGGACCGCAUCGCAGAAAAGUGGCCCGUCGAUCGCAUCGUCGCUCUGAGUGCCGCUGGACAGCAGCAUGCCUCCGUCUACUGGGCUCAAGGCGCGACGGACCUGCUCCGCGACGUCGAGGCACAUGCUCCGCUUCGUCCUCAGCUGGCCGGCGCGUUUUCGCGCGCGAUCGUGCCCAACUGGCAGGAUGCCACGACCCUCGAUGAGUGUGCCGAGCUCAUGCGGUGGGCAGAUACCACAGGUGGCAUGUGCGAGGUCACAGGCAGCAUGGCUCACACGCGCUUCACCGGCGCUCAGAUUCUGCGGUGGCGCAGGCGCCACCCUGAGCAGUAUGCGCGAACGGAGCGCAUUGCGCUCGUGAGCAACUUUGUCACGACGCUCCUGCUAGCCGGCGGCGCCGAUGCGCGCAUAGCGCCACUAGAUCAGAGCGAUGCGUGUGGCAUGAACUUGUGGGAUAUGCGCACGCGUGCGUGGAGUCAGCCGCUGCUGGCGAUGGUCGAUGGUGCGCAAGCCGGUGCGUUGGAAGCGAAGCUGGGCCACGUUGUGCUGGAUCCGCGCGUGCCCGUCGGACGCGUCGGCACAUGGCUCCAGCGACGCUACGGCCUCGCAUCCUCGUGUCUCGUGUGCCAGGCCACGGGCGAUAAUCCCGCGACGCUGCAGUGCCUGACACCACGGAUGGGCGAGGCCGUCAUCUCUCUCGGCACAUCGGACACGGUGUUGCUGCCCAGCCAGGUAUAUACGCCGGAUCCCACGUACCAUAUCUUUGCGCAUCCGGUCACGACAGGCGAGGCGCACGGCACGCCGCCGUACUUCCUCAUGCUCGUGUACAAGAACGGGUCGCUCGCGCGUGAAUGGGUGCGUGAUACGUAUGCGGGCGGCACAUGGGCCGGCUUUGAUGCGGCGCUGCAGUCGGCUGCCGAGCCACUGCAGCGUGGCACGGGCUUUUUCUGGCUGCGUCCGGAGAUCAUUCCCUGGCACGCACGGGGCCUUCACCGAUUCAACGAGCAUGACGAGCCGAUCGAGGCGUUUGAGGACGCAACGUACCAUGUGCCUGCGAUCGUGCAGAGCCAGUGCCUGGCGUUCAAGACGAGCAUCGAUCGCGUCCUUCGCACGUCGCGCACGCCUCUGCAGCGCGUGUAUGUCGUCGGUGGCGCAGCUGAGAACGAGCACGUGUGCCAGCUGCUCGCUGAUGUGCUCGGCUGCGACGUCGCGAGGCCGCGCAUCGUCGGCCGCUCUGCCGAGACGGGCCAGCGCGUGCCGUACAACUACUGCUCGGUCGGCGCCGCCUGCCGCGCUCGAUGGGUAUGGGCCGUCAUGCAAGGCGAGCAUGCGCCGUUCGAGACGUGCAUGACCGAGGCGCGGGGCGGAGAGGACGCAUACGACCUGGUAGCGCGGCCCGACCCGGCGCGGACCGAGGCCUUUGCGGCGUGUGUGCCGAGGUGGACGGCGCUGGCAUCACGCGCCUAUGCGGAGGGCAUCGAGUAG